Messenger RNA from Alexandromys fortis (reed vole), 3716 nucleotides. It is a transcript of the gene Pex26, whose product is annotated as peroxisomal biogenesis factor 26. The transcript has 5 exons. Gene Ontology annotation, molecular function: protein-containing complex binding; ATPase binding. The record is from RefSeq and is a predicted model, not a curated record. Gene Ontology annotation, cellular component: peroxisomal membrane; peroxisome. Gene Ontology annotation, biological process: protein import into peroxisome membrane; protein import into peroxisome matrix. Lineage: Eukaryota; Metazoa; Chordata; Mammalia; Rodentia; Cricetidae. Bases 317 to 1222 code for a protein of 301 amino acids.
GGCGCUGUUGGCGGCGCGCUUGCGACUUAGGGAGCUCUGGUCCUUCCGACACUUGUCGAGGGGAGGGAGGAGCAAGUACUUAGCUUUCGGCAGCACUUCGACUUCUGUGCAGGCCACUCCUCCAAGAGUUAGGCUGUCGGUGAGCGCAGGCUGUGACUCGGGUCCCGGUCUUCACGGUCCCUUCCUAGGAACUGACCUGGAGAGGUGUGGAGGAGGAGAGCGCGAGGCCUGCCGGUCAUCUACCGGGCCCACUCCGGAUUUCCAGGAGGCUCCGGAGAAGCUGUCCUCCUGACGGGUAACGACCCCAACGCUGGCUAUGAAGAGCGACGCCUCGACUUCUGCAGCCCCCUUGAAAGGGCUUGGGGGCCCUUUGCGGAGCAGCGAGCCUGCGCGUGCCCUUCCGGCUGUGUUACCCGCGGUGCACCUGCUGGAGGAGGCGUCCGACCUGCUGGUGGUGCAUCUGGACUUCCCUGCCGCACUAGAGACUUGCGAACGGGCUUGGGAGAGCCUGGCCGAGGAGCCCGCAAGUGGCACCGUUGUGGAGGUGAAAUGCUCCCUGUGUGUUGUGGGGAUCCAGGCUCUGGCAGAAAUGGAUCGGUGGAGAGAAGUCCUGUCCUGGGUCCUCCACUAUUACCAGGAUCCUCAAAAGCUUCCUCCCAAAGUCCUGGAGCUGUGCAUCCUUCUGUACAGCAAAAUGCAAGAGCCUGGAGCUGUGCUGGCUGCAGUUGAUGCGUGGCUCCAAGACCCAGACAACCAGGGCCUUCCUGAGUACGGAUCCCUGGCAGAACUCCAUGUGCUCCGGGUGCUCCUACCCUUGGGUCGUUUGUCAGAGGCUGAGGGACUGGCAGUGGGCUCUGCAGCUUUCGGUGAGGAGCAGCGGGAAGAAGUGCUCCAGGCCAUCCGCACAGCAAGGCAACAGUCCAAGCAGGAGCCCUUGAGUUCUCAGGAGCAACUGAAGCCGAGCCAGGAAGGUUCCUUCUCCCGUAAGUUGAUGUCACUGCUGAGGUUGCUUCACCGGCUCUGGGGCUCUGUGGCGAGCCACCUCCUCUCUCAGCCCUUCAGAAAGAGCCUCCUGGCCGCCUUGAUCCUCUGUCUCCUGGUUCUGCGGUUUGACCCAGCAAGUCCUUCUUCACUGCCCUUCAUCUACCAGCUGGCCCAGCUCUUCCGCCGGAUCCAGAAGGCCACACUCUCUCGGCUCUACCCACUUGCCUUCCGUGACUGAGUGGUCCUACCUGGCUGCCUUGUCUCUUACUGUUCACAUCUACAGAAGCAGAAGAGUCGAGUCCAGUGACCGAGCCCCAGAUGGCACUGUGGGAGUAGGGCCACCUCUUUCUAGAAAGAGUGAGGAGGCAGGUGAGCUGUGGCUUACCGCCUCUGAGCCCUCCCUUUGGCAUCCCACCGCGCUGGCCUCAAAGGGAGUGUGGAAAUAGUGGCGCCUGAGGCCCAGCUACAGAACAGAGGUCUGGCUGCCCGGAACAGUUCUCUUACUUCUUCCUGCAACUGCUCCUCAGAAAGAAGGGGUCCCGGAGCAGGGAACAUUCUGUCUUAUUGACAGAGGCAGAGGAUGACUUUCCAGGUUAGGGUACUAAGGGAGUUCAGAGUUCACAGGCAUCUGGUGGAAAAGCCUUCUGCUUCUGAAAAACGUAGCUCUGAGAAUUGCUCGCCAGAGCAGUGAAACCAGAGAUGUAUCUUCUCUCCCAUGCUCCUCCCACAGAUCCACCCCCACCUCCCACCCCUUCCUCCCCCACUGGUCCUGCAGUCCGGUGAGAGAGGCUUCUAGAAGCUUGAGGCUUUUUGCCCAUCAGGCAGAAUGUGGCUUUUGACCCACCCGGGUGACCACUGGGAGCAAAGUGAGCCUGCCCGACCUUAUCUCCGGGGAAUGUGAUCUUUCUUGGUGCCUCAUAGUCUUAGCUCAGUUUUCCAGUGUGCCAGGGCCCAAGCCUAGCUCUCUUGUGGACCCACUGGCUUCCCACUGUACCCCAUCACCUUCGGCCUGUCUAGCUCACUUCGUCUCUUCACUAUUUCCCCUCGGGGCACAGGGUGGCAGGUCCCCUCUCUGUGCCCUGUUGUCCUAGCUGUGGUCUGUUGUUUGUGUUGUGCCCAAGUUUCUUUGCUCGUGUGGCAUGAAAAGUAGGCCAGGCUCAGAGCUGAGCGCUGAAAAUGGAACUGGGUAAUCAGGUGAGCUGGAAGAGCUAUGGGGGCCGGGCCAGGGGGCUGGUGGGGGCCGAAGGGACAAACCUCGGGUAGGAGGCAUUUCUUUGAUGACCACAGAGGUCUCAUGUGUUCCUGUGUGAGUACAUGCAGCCACCCACACCGGAUCUCUGUUGAGUGGAUGACGAGAAUGCAGGGAGGGUUGCUAGCUCAUUGCUGGUUGAUUUUUUUUUUUUAGGAAUCACGAGUCAACAGCUUUUCCUUAGAAGAAGAAACUUCACAGUUAGAAUUCAUCUGCAUCCUGAUGUCUUGGGAACCAUGAUAGCCUUUCCCUGUCAUUUUGUGGAUGACUCUUAAGUAGACCCUAGAUCGCUGGGGAGAGAAAAGGAUUCAGAAGAGUUGAAAGCCCUUGGCAAUGAUUCCUCUCUUAUGGCUUUUGAGAUGUGAGUUUCACUAUUAUUGCCCAACUUGGCCCAGAACCCCAGGGCUUGAGCAGUGGACUCCACCCACCAUCUUCUUGAAUAUCUGUGACUCAUGAGCCUUAUGAGAAUGAUUUUGAAAUGAGAAUCUGGACAUUGACUGCCCUAGAAAAACCUCCUUAAUGGCUUCCAUGGCCCACAGGAUACAAAUCCAUAUUCUUCUUAAAUGGAAACUUAGGCCCCAUGUUAGUGGAUUUGGCGGCACCUCCUUUGCUGUGUUACUUUGAUUCCUGGGUAUGCUGCAUCCUAGCUGCCAGGUCCCCCUCAGGCCUCGCCACUGUGGCUUUGCUGAUACUGCUGGAGGGUCUUAUAGCAGCUCUGCCGCAGGAGACCCUUGGCUUUUCAGGCCUGCUCAGUUCCCAGCCCCAUCUCAUGCCCCUCCUGCCGUGGUGACUUUGAUAGUGGUGGGGUUGUUCGCCUCUAUCAGUGCUGUGAGCUCUGGAAGCUGCAGAGCAAGGCUCGCAUUCCUGCUCCGCUGUGUGGGUGACUGUUAGGCAGAGGUCAGCCGUCUCAUCUCUUAGGGGCUCACACAUGACUCAACGGGCAUGUUAGAAGCUUUUGGCACUUCUUUUGUCUCGAGGAAGCGUUCUUGCCAGAGGUGGCUGAGCUGAGGCCCAGGUGGCAUGCUCAGAGGGGUGGAUGAGCGGGCGUCCGAAGAGGGCAUGUGCACCUGGCACAGGUGCUGUCCUGUGCUGUGAAACCCUGGGCACACAGGCUUGAUUGUGCCCCCCUGUCCGUCUGCUCUCCCUGGUGUUCCUCACUGUUCUGCUGGGGGCCUGUGGGGCUCUGGCUAUUGUCCUGAUUGCUACAGGCCUGUCUGUAUCCAGCCCUAACCAGCUGCCUGUCAGGUGAGGAACUUGCAACCCAAAGCACUGCUGUUACUUUGGCCUUUCCAAGGAUGUGGGCUGGGCCUCAGCUCUGGGCUGAACGAGGUCAAAGUGAAGGGCGAGCUUUCUUGGUAGACCAGUACAGUAGCCAUCAGCCAAAGGUGGCUUUUGAGCAUGAAAUGUGGUUCAUUUUGUGGACACAUUCUGUAAUUAUAAAACAUACACAUUAGAUUUCAAAGACCAACUACUAAAACAAAAA